Molecule: messenger RNA, 3312 nt
Organism: Geodia barretti
Lineage: Eukaryota; Metazoa; Porifera; Demospongiae; Tetractinellida; Geodiidae
Source: the annotation of a GenBank genome assembly
GCACGCGCGAGGAUCUGCCAAGUGGGUGGGGGAUCGAUAAUGUCGGCCGAAGAAGGGAAUCGCAAAAAGCGAAAGCGCUCGGUUUCCCAGUCUCGGCCUGAGCCUGAUGACACUGUAAGUGAACCGUCUGCUAGGCUGACAAACACGGACUUGAUGUGCCCUAUCUGCUUCGAUCUGUUUAAUGAGGUGUAUGUGACACAGUGUGGGCACAGUUUCUGCUACAGCUGCAUUGUUGUCGCAGUGGAGCAGACUCAGCAGUGCCCGGUGUGCAAGGCAGUUGUACCAGGAGUCAGUGCCAUUCACCCUAACUGCUCCUUGAAUGAUGUGGUGGCCAAGUUCAAGGCUCAGGCUGCAGCCAACAGAGCGCUGAAUGAGGGUGGUCAUGAUGUGGCACAAAUACUGGAGAUUACAUCUAAGUUGGGUGAGGAUGAGCUCUCUGCCUUGCUGAGAGGGAUAGCUGAGCGCUCACAGGAGAGAGACAAGAAAGAGAAGGCAGUGAAGAUAGCUGUGACUCUUCACUUCCUAGACCUGGCUAUUGAGAAGAAAGAGAAGGAGCUAAUGAAGAUAGAGACAGAAAUGGAAGUCCUGAGGGCAGACAAGAUGAGGCUGAGUGAGGCUAAGAUGGAGGACGACACAUCACAGGUCAGCUCGCGGAACCAAAGAGUGGAGGCCAACUUUGGUGAAAUCCUGGAGGACUACCUUAAUAUAAAGCUUCCACGUGUUGGAGAGCCUCCAGAUGGCCAGAAGAGUCUGGAGAGAUUCUGUGAUGGCCUGGACAAGUUCACUCAGUUCAGAACCUUUAGAGAGCUGGCCACCUUGACAUAUGGAGACCCCACUAACAACUGCUGCAUCGUCUCCAGCAUUGAGUUUGACCGUGAUGGAGAGUUCUUUGCAGUAGCUGGAGUGACCAAGAAGAUCAAGGUGUUUGAGUAUGAGAGUGUUGUGAGAAACGCAGGUUUCACCAACCACUUCCCCGUUCGUGACAUGAGCUGUGCUGCAAAGCUCAGUUGUGUAGCCUACAACCCAUACCACAAGCACCGCCUGGUCUCUAGUGACUACGAAGGCUCUGUGUGUUUGUGGGACACCAGCACUGGCCAGAGGACUGGUCUACACCAGGAGCACAGCCGGCGAGUCUGGUCUGUCGCCUACAGCCCGCAAGAACCGUCUCUCUUUGCCUCCGGCAGUGAUGACUGCACAGUAAAGCUGUGGAGCGAUAGAGAGCCAAAUUCCAUCUUUUCUUUUUCUGCCCGGGCAAACAUCUGUUCUGUUAAGUUCAAUCCACACAGUCGCUACUUCCUGGCCUAUGGCUCUGCUGACCAUGGUGUGCACUAUUUAGACCUGCGCAGUCCUAGCAAACCAUUGCUUGAGCUGCUGGGGCACAAGAAGGCAGUGUCUUAUGUGAACUUCAUGGGUUCUGAUGAGCUGGUCUCAGCAUCCACAGACAGCGAACUCAAGUGCUGGCAGACAAAUGGUGUCUGCAUCCGAACAUAUCGAGGCCACACAAAUGAUAAGAAUUUUGUGGGGCUAAGUGUGACGCCAGACUUCAUAGCCUGCGGCAGUGAGAACAAUGCUGUCUAUGUAUAUUCCAAGCAAGUGAGCAGUCCGAUGCUCACCUACCAGUACAACUGUCCUCGUGGACUGCUGGUAAGGCAGUUUCCAGCCAAUUGUUAUGAUCAGUGGAUGCUGCUCCCUGCCCACUAGCCAAGCAGUGUAGCUGGCGACAACAGUGAUAGCAGUCAGUCCACAGAGUUUGUUAGUGCCGUGAGCUGGAGAGGGAACAGCAGUGUUCUGCUUGCUGCAAAUAGUCAGGGCCACAUUAAAGUUCUGGAGAUGUCUCACUGAGACACAAUGUCAAGCCAUCAGAGUUCCAGCAUUUCUUCAUAAUGUGCUAUACAUUACAUUUGCAUUGUAAACUGGCACAGCUACAAAAAUUGAUGCAAAAUUAUGAGUUAGCUAGGUCGAGUGGUCCACACAACUCCAACUCCACAGCCUAGUCUUCUGUAGCUCAUGCUCCCAGCCAGCUUCCACUGUUUGUCCUUCUCAUCCAGCCACUCCACACUCUUCAGAUAGCUGGAGCCAUCAAAUCCCCCCACUAGUAUAUAACAACAGAAAGAGUGUGAGGGUCAGAAUCAAACUGUCUGCUGACCUGCAAAGAGUUGGGAGUUGAGGACAGCCAGUCCCACUCCACUCCUGCAGCAUGUCAUGUCUAUCAUACCGGUCCACUGGUCCAGCUGUGGGUCAUACCUGUCACUCGAACCAACUGACAGCUGUAUUAGUCAAACUACACUUUACCUCUCCACAGACCGUAGCUCUGUGGUGUGGUUCCUGCCACCCACAGCAUACAACAAUCCAUUUAGAACUGCAGCUCCCAAGUGCUUGCGAAGUUCAGCCAUUGGACUGACCAGAGUCCACUCAUCUCUCUGGGGAUUGUACCUGUGAAGCAAUAACCUCAGGACAUGGUGAAAUUGGUGAGCAACUGACCGCUCUACGCUGGCUAGUGGUGACGUUCCAUCGGACCCACCCACUGCAUACAGACAGCCACCUAGACUGGCCACCCCCACACCUAGUCUAGGACUUGUCAUGGAGCACACUUGCUGCCACUUGUUGGUGCUUGGGUUGUACCGCUCUACAAGUGAGAGGCAAGCCGAGCCAUCUUGCCCACCCACUGCAUAUAUACAGUCUCCCAAUACAGCCACACCCACACUGGUACGAGAGCACCCUGCAGCUGCAACCUGGCAGCUCCACUGGUCACACUUUGGAUCAUAGCGUUCCACACUGUUGAGGUACGUGCUCCCAUCAUGCCCACAAACAGCAUAAAGGAUGUCAUUGAGGUUGGUCACUCCCACCCCACACCUCCUCUUGGUCAUUGUAGCCACAACUUUCCAGUCAUCAUGUUUGCUAGAGUACAUCUCCACUGUAGCAAUUGCAUCACCAUUACACCAGCCACCUACAACCACCAGUGCUUCCCCUCCCUGCAUCUUUCUCCUUGGCAACAUGUGAGGACCUGCCAUUGAUGAUCGUCUCUCAGGCAGCAGAAGAAAAUCUUUGGCUUUAUCCACAAGGUCACGGCAUACAUUACAGCUCCUAAUAAGUGGCUCCAUACCAACUUCCAUCACGAGGUAGCUACGCUCCAGCAAGCAAAGGCGUACACAUUUCAGUAGCUCUGGCAGAUACUCCCUGCGUGAAUCGACAUUUCCUUUGAUCCACUUCAUGACAGCUGUGUACACCACCUCCUCUCGCUCCACAUUCACGUCAUCACUGCCUACAAGUUUUAUUAGCUGAGUGUGUGGAAGCUGAAGAAAGUCUGCACUC